Musa acuminata AAA Group (dessert banana) is the source of this 2247-nucleotide messenger RNA. Its product is annotated as heat shock 70 kDa protein 4-like. Gene Ontology annotation, molecular function: ATP-dependent protein folding chaperone; ATP binding. Gene Ontology annotation, cellular component: cytoplasm. The transcript has 2 exons. The record is from RefSeq and is a predicted model, not a curated record. Lineage: Eukaryota; Viridiplantae; Streptophyta; Magnoliopsida; Zingiberales; Musaceae. The coding region runs from base 82 to 2028 and encodes 648 amino acids.
GUCUCCUCCAUUCUCACGCAAACCCUAGCGCCUCUCACGCCUCCUCCUCAACCGCGGCUCUCGUCCUAGAUCUCUAGAGAAAUGGCCGGUAAGGGUGAUGGGCCGGCGAUCGGGAUCGACCUCGGCACCACCUACUCCUGCGUCGGGGUGUGGCAGCAUGACCGGGUGGAGAUCAUCGCCAACGACCAGGGCAACCGCACCACCCCCUCCUACGUCGCCUUCACGGACACCGAGCGGCUCAUCGGUGACGCCGCCAAGAACCAGGUCGCCAUGAACCCUAUCAACACUGUUUUCGAUGCAAAGCGAUUGAUUGGAAGGCGAUUCACCGAUGCAUCUGUCCAGAGCGACAUCAAGCUCUGGCCUUUCAAGGUCACUUCUGGUCCAGGUGACAAGCCUAUGAUUGCUGUCCAGUACAAGGGGGAGGAAAAGCAGUUUUCUGCUGAAGAGAUUUCUUCCAUGGUCUUGAUGAAGAUGAAGGAAAUUGCUGAGGCAUACCUGGGAUCUGUCGUCAAGAAUGCUGUUGUCACUGUUCCUGCUUACUUUAACGACUCACAGCGCCAGGCCACUAAAGAUGCUGGUGUCAUUUCUGGUCUUAAUGUUAUGAGGAUUAUCAAUGAGCCCACUGCUGCUGCUAUCGCUUAUGGUCUUGACAAGAAGGCUAGUAGUGUUGGUGAGAAGAAUGUCCUCAUCUUUGACCUUGGUGGUGGCACCUUUGAUGUCUCUCUUCUUACAAUCGAAGAAGGUAUUUUUGAGGUCAAGGCUACUGCUGGUGAUACUCACCUUGGUGGUGAGGAUUUUGACAACCGAAUGGUAAACCAUUUUGUCCAAGAGUUCAAGAGAAAGCACAAGAAAGAUAUAAGUGGGAACCCUAGAGCUCUUAGAAGGUUGAGGACAGCAUGUGAGAGGGCAAAGAGGACUCUCUCCUCCACUGCACAAACCACAAUUGAGAUUGAUUCCUUGUACGAGGGUGUUGAUUUCUACACCACCAUCACCAGAGCCAGGUUUGAAGAGCUUAACAUGGACCUGUUCAGGAAGUGCAUGGAUCCUGUCGAGAAGUGUUUGAGGGAUGCCAAGAUGGACAAGAGCAGUGUCGAUGAUGUGGUUCUUGUUGGUGGGUCUACCAGAAUUCCAAAGGUUCAGCAACUGCUGCAGGACUUUUUCAAUGGUAAGGAGCUAUGCAAAAGUAUUAAUCCUGACGAGGCAGUUGCUUAUGGUGCUGCUGUUCAGGCUGCAAUUCUUAGCGGUGAGGGCAAUGAGAAGGUUCAGGACCUGCUUCUGUUGGAUGUCACGCCUCUCUCUCUUGGUCUGGAGACCGCGGGAGGAGUCAUGACUGUCUUGAUUCCCAGGAACACCACCAUCCCCACAAAGAAGGAGCAAGUCUUCUCUACCUACUCUGACAACCAACCCGGUGUCCUGAUUCAGGUUUACGAGGGUGAGAGGACGAGGACCAGAGACAACAAUCUGCUGGGCAAAUUCGAACUCUCUGGAAUUCCACCUGCUCCUAGGGGUGUUCCUCAGAUCACCGUUUGCUUUGACAUUGAUGCCAAUGGUAUCUUGAACGUCUCUGCUGAGGACAAGACCACCGGCCAGAAGAACAAGAUCACCAUUACCAAUGACAAGGGUAGGCUCAGCAAGGAGGACAUCGAGAAGAUGGUGCAGGAAGCGGAGAAGUACAAGUCGGAGGACGAGGAGCACAAGAAGAAGGUGGAGGCUAAGAAUGCUCUGGAGAACUACUCUUACAACAUGAGAAACACCAUCAAGGAUGAUAAGAUUGCAUCCAAGCUUGCAGCUGCCGAUAAGAAGAAGAUCGAGGAUGCCAUUGAUCAGGCAAUCCAGUGGCUCGACGGCAAUCAGUUGGCAGAAGCUGACGAGUUCGAAGACAAGAUGAAGGAGCUGGAGAGCAUUUGCAACCCCAUCAUCGCCAAGAUGUAUCAGGGUGCCGGUGCUGACAUGGGUGGUGGAAUGGAUGAUGACGCACCCUCUGCUGGUGCCAGUGGUGCAGGUCCCAAGAUUGAGGAGGUGGAUUAAGUUCGGCCGUCCUUGAUGUUGUCUCAAUGGUAUCUCGUUCUCGCUUUAGUUUCAUUGAAUGUCAAAUUUGAACUGUUGGGGUUGCUAUUGGCCGUAUGUCAUGGGCCAUGCCCUCUUAUUUUUGAACUAUUAUUGUUGCGUCAGUUUUACAUGAAGUCUGCUUAUACCUUUUUCUGAAACUAAUUACACUUCGGCAUUGUCGAGUCAAAUGAUACAAAA